AUGUUUCGAUUUAUCAUCGCGCUAAUGGUCCUGUGGGGCGCCAAGACAGUGACGGACCCGGAAAACAACUCAAGUGAGCUGAUGUCGGGCGACGACACUCAGGUUAUGGUGGGCAUUGCCGUGGGAAUGGCCGUCGUGUCGAUGGUACUGGCACUGCUGAUGGUCAAGCUCAUCGUCGCUUAUGCACGCGUCAUGAUCCUGUUCGUACUGUGGUUCAAUGUCGGCAUCUCGUUCGCUCUGGCAGCCUAUGGAUUUGUCAUCGGCAACAUCUUCAUCGCCAUUAUCGGCCUCAUUAUUGCGCUACUAAAUCUCUGCUAUGCGCGUGCUGUGCAGCAUCGUAUCCCGUUCGCAGUCGCCAACUUGCGUGUAGCUGAGGGGGCUAUUUCCAAGCACACAUCGACGUACAUCGUGUCCGUCGUGUUUACUAUUAUACAGAUUGGCUGGGUUGUGAUUUGGGCCAUGGCCGUGCUUGGGGUUGCGAACAAAAUUGCUGACGAUAACCCGAGCUCCACGAGCAACAACACUAAUACGUCCACCAGAUCUACCUACAAGCAAUCGGGGGGAUCGUAUGUCGCGUACUUCUUUUUGCUGCUGUCGUUCUACUGGGGGCUGCAGGUUUUCAAGAACGUUGCUCACACGACUGUCGCGGGUACUGUGGCGACGUUUUGGUACCAGUCCGAGUCAAUGGGCGCCACGGCUGCGUCGCUGAAGCGAGCCACAACCACGUCGUUCGGGUCUAUCUGCUUCGGCUCCCUCAUUGUGGCUUUUCUGCAAGCUCUCCGUGCGUUGGCAGAAAGCGGUCGUCAGGAUGGAAGCGCAUUGGCCUGCUUUGCUGAGUGCAUUCUGGGCUGCCUGCAGUCUCUAAUGGAGUACUUCAACCGCUGGGCGUACGUUUACGUUGGCAUCUAUGGCUACAAAUUCACCCAGGCUGGCAAGGCUGUGUUCGAACUGUUCAAACAGCGUGGCUUCGAUGCUAUCAUUAACGACGAUCUCAUCGGUAACGUUCUCGGCUUCGCAGCUCUCGGUGUUGGCCUUAUUUGCGCCGGUGUUGGUGCGCUGAUUGCGGAAACAACCGACGUGGUCUCUUUCCAAAACAGCACGGCGACCCUAGCCAUCCUUGGCCUCGUAGUCGGCAUUGGUGUUGCCGUCACGCCUCUCGCAGUCAUCGACAGCUCAGUCGCCACAAUCUUCGUGUGUUUUGCCGAGGACCCGGCCGCUUUCCAACACUCGCACCCGGACCUGUACGCGCCGCUGGUGCAGGAGUGGCACAACCUUUACCCAGAGAUUAUGGUGCAAGCCGGAUAUUGGUAUGUUUAG
Molecule: messenger RNA, 1317 nt
Organism: Phytophthora infestans T30-4
Lineage: Eukaryota; Oomycota; Peronosporomycetes; Peronosporales; Peronosporaceae
Exons: 4
Coding region: 1-1317 (438 amino acids)
Biological process (GO): transmembrane transport
Cellular component (GO): membrane
Molecular function (GO): transmembrane transporter activity
Source: RefSeq, a predicted model, not a curated record